AAGAACAAAACACAACAGAGAUAAGAGAGAAGAAGCAGCAGCAGCAACAGGAACGAGAGUGCAAGUUUUUUGCAAACGGACAAAAGGACAGCGCAAGGCAACGUUGUGCGACGCCACACGCACACGCGCACGCAAACAUAUUGACACACAUACAUUUAUAUACAUAUACAUAUAUAUAAGGACAGACACCAAUAUGGAACUGCGCGUUGGGAACAAAUAUCGCCUGGGCCGCAAAAUUGGCUCCGGCUCAUUCGGCGACAUCUAUUUGGGCACAACAAUCAAUACGGGCGAGGAGGUGGCCAUCAAAUUGGAAUGCAUACGCACCAAACAUCCACAGCUGCACAUCGAAUCGAAAUUUUAUAAGACAAUGCAGGGCGGCAUUGGCAUACCCCGGAUCAUUUGGUGCGGCAGCGAGGGUGAUUACAAUGUGAUGGUGAUGGAGCUGCUUGGACCCUCGCUGGAGGAUCUGUUCAAUUUCUGUUCGCGCCGCUUCUCAUUGAAAACCGUGCUGCUGCUGGCGGAUCAAAUGAUAUCGCGCAUCGAUUAUAUACACUCGCGCGAUUUCAUACAUCGCGACAUCAAGCCGGACAACUUCCUGAUGGGUCUGGGCAAGAAGGGCAAUCUGGUGUACAUAAUUGAUUUUGGUUUGGCCAAAAAGUUCCGGGACGCACGCUCCUUGAAGCACAUAGCAUAUCGGGAAAACAAGAAUCUGACAGGCACCGCACGCUACGCCUCGAUCAAUACACAUCUGGGCAUUGAGCAGUCGCGACGUGACGAUCUGGAAUCGCUUGGAUACGUGCUCAUGUACUUCAACUUGGGCGCCUUGCCCUGGCAGGGUCUGAAGGCGGCCAAUAAGCGACAGAAAUACGAGCGCAUAUCCGAGAAGAAACUAUCCACAUCGAUUGUUGUUCUCUGCAAGGGCUUCCCCAGCGAAUUUGUCAAUUAUCUGAAUUUCUGCCGACAGAUGCACUUUGACCAGCGUCCCGAUUACUGCCAUUUGCGUAAAUUGUUCCGCAACCUAUUCCAUCGCCUGGGCUUCACCUAUGACUAUGUGUUCGACUGGAAUUUGCUCAAGUUUGGCGGACCGCGCAAUCCGCAGGCCAUCCAGCAGGCGCAGGAUGGCACCGAUGGCCAAGGCCAGGGCCAGGAUGCCGCAGCGGCAGCAGUAGCCGCCGCCGCCGCCGCCACUCAUCAGCAGCAACAGCACAAGGUUAACACAGCUAUGGCCACUGCCGGCGGCAGCACACAACAGAUGUUGAGCAGCAAUUCGGCUGCUGGACAAACGCUUGCCAUGCUCGGCGGCGGCGGUAUCGUCGGCGCCGGCGGCGGCAAUGGUGGAGCCGGUGCGCAGUUAAUUGGCAACGGUGGACUCAAUAUGGAUGACUCAAUGGCCGCCACAAAUUCAUCGCGACAGCCCUACGAUACGCCCGAGCGACGUCCAUCGAUACGGAUGCGCCAGGGCGGCGGCCUGCAGGCUGGCGGUGUUGUGGGUGAUUUGAUAAACAAUUGCAAGUCGGCCGCAAAAAGGCGAAAGUAUGCACUACUUUUAGCAACAGCUCCAUCUGCAAGAUACCGUUAUUCGUAAACUGUAAAAGCAAAGAGACAGGAUGACAAAAAUGAUAUGACGACAGAGAAAGAGAGAGAGAGAGAGAGAGUGCGUGUGUGAGACAGUGGGCGAAUGGGGGCGAGAGAGCAUGCAAGCGUGGCUCAUUGAGAAGAUAACAAUACGAAAUAACUAACUCGCACACAAAGCUCUGCAAUAACACACACAUACACAUACACACACACACACUCACUGCCUCUCUUAUCCACUUGCUAGCUACUUCUGUGUGUUUUGCAUUUACACUGCUCUACGGGAACAGGAUAAACAAAAUAUUUGGUUAAAUGCAUUUUUUUUUUGUUUUUGUGCUCUGUGCUAACUAUAAAAA
Messenger RNA from Drosophila novamexicana, 1928 nucleotides. It is a transcript of the gene dco, whose product is annotated as discs overgrown protein kinase. Bases 194 to 1585 code for a protein of 463 amino acids. NCBI's taxonomy places the organism in Eukaryota, Metazoa, Arthropoda, Insecta, Diptera, Drosophilidae. The record is from RefSeq and is a predicted model, not a curated record. Gene Ontology annotation, molecular function: protein serine/threonine kinase activity; ATP binding. The transcript is spliced from 3 exons. Gene Ontology annotation, biological process: signal transduction; peptidyl-serine phosphorylation; endocytosis. Gene Ontology annotation, cellular component: nucleus; cytoplasm.